UCGGUCAGCUGACACCCACGUGAUCCUGCGUGCUGUUAAGCGAGUACGGCUGGCGCGAGCCCGUGUUCAGACAGUUUGUGAAGAACUGAAGUGAUGGCAUCUCGGUGCUUAAUUCUCAUUUGCCUUGGCCUUUCCGCUGUGAAUGGUGUAUUCUUGGAGUUUGACCAGGAUGUCUCCAUUCCCGAAGGCUGGAAACAUUUAGAACGCUUAUCUGUGAAUGAGGAUAUUAUGCUGACAUUUGUUCUAAAACAACAGAAUCUGGACAUACUAAAGGAGAUUUCUUAUGAUGUGUCAGACCCGGACUCUGUUAAUUAUGGGAAAUACAUGUCCCUGGUGCAGCUAGGUGCUCUGAUCCAGCCCUCUGCAGAGACACAAAAGGUGGUACAGCUGUGGCUUCAGAAUCACAAUAUUACCAACUGUUCCUCUGUUAUAACGAAGGACUUUGUGCAGUGCACCAUGCCUGUUGGAGUGGCUGAAGAAUUGCUAUCUGGUGCAGAAUUUAAUCGUUACACCAAUGGCCAUAUAUCAAUAGUAAGGUCUCCUUCCCCAUACACAGUGCACAGUGAUCUAGCAAAACACCUGGACUUUGUUAGUGGCCUGCAUCGCUUUCCCUCGGGGAAGACGACUCUGAAAUAUUAUGAGAGUAAACGGAAAGCGGCGGACUGGCAGUUUCACCUUGGAGUCACGCCCAGUGUUGUUAGAAAACGGUAUAACCUCACAGCCAAUGAUGUUGCCUCUUUUGAGAACAGCAGCCAGGCUGUCUCUCAGUUUCUGGAGCAGUACUUCCAUCCAGCAGAUUUGGUAGAGUUCAUGAAACUCUUUGGUGGUGGGUUCAAGCAUCGCUCCCAGGUGGAUCGGAUUGUGGGCACCCAAGGAAGUGGCAGGGCUUGCAUGGAAGCCAGUCUGGACGUUGAAUAUAUAAUGAGUACUGGAGCCAACAUUUCCACAUGGGUCUUCUCAACUCCAGGACGACAUGAAUCGCAAGAACCAUUCCUGGAGUGGAUGUUAUUGCUAAACAAUAUGUCUUCGAUUCCUUUGAUUCAGUCCAUUAGCUAUGGUGAUAAUGAGGAUAGCCUUUCCGUAGCCUACAUGGAGAGGAUCAGUACAGAGUUUAUGAAGGCUGGAGCUCGUGGGGUUACCAUUCUGUUUUCCUCUGGGGAUGAAGGAGCUGGCUGCCGAGAAGUCGGCAAAGGUGUUAAUGUCUUCAGACCUAGUUUCCCAGCAUCCAGCCCUUAUGUGACCACGGUCGGAGGGACAUCCUUCAAGAAUCCCUUCAAAAUAACUUACGAGGUGACGGACUAUAUCAGUGGAGGUGGAUUUAGCAACGUCUUUCCGAUGCCAAACUAUCAGGCACAAGCAGUGAAGUCUUAUCUUCAUACAAUGAAGAAGCUUCCUCCUCAGACGUACUACAACAGCAGUGGCCGUGCAUACCCUGACGUGGCAGCUUUGUCUGAUAACUACUGGAUUGUAAUGAACCGGGUGCCAAUGCCUUGGGUGUCCGGAACAUCAGCAUCUACUCCUGUAUUUGCAGGAAUCUUGGCUCUGAUUAAUGAUCGUCGUUUCAUGAAAGGCUUACCAUCUCUUGGCUUCUUGAAUCCUCGACUUUACAAGCUGCAGCAACAAAAAAACAACGCACUCUUUGACGUGACAGAGGGUUGCCACUUGGCCUGCAUUGAUGAUCAAGUCCAAGGGCAGGGGUUCUGUGCGGCUCCUGCUUGGGAUCCCGUCACUGGCUGGGGGACCCCAAAUUACCCUGCGCUGCUGGAGGCACUCGGGAAGGACAAGUAGCUGGCAGACGCAGCCGAGUCUCUACCUCUGUGUGCCAUUUCUAAUAUUACUUGAUUGUGGUGCAGUCUCCUUGUUUUGUCUUUUAUUUUAUUAUUCUGAUAGCAGACUGUAAAUCUUUUUGGAAUGUAAUCUUCAUGGCUAGAAGGCUGAUGUCAGCCUGCCAACUGCACUUAAUGCAAAUAUCAGUUUGAAAAGGGUGUGUGUGUGUGUGUGCGCGUGCAGUGCAGGGUCGGGGUGUGUGUGUGUGUGUGUGUGCGUCUAAUUUUAAUAAUCAAGCCAACCUCCAAGUGCAAAUACGAACAAUUUCAACGUAUGAGGAUUUUCGGCCGUUUAACAUUCUCCACUUGUGCUGUUCAGAUGCCAAGGUUUAUUUUGUUCUCAUCUGUGCCAGUUUUUACCUUGACUGAGGGUCUUUUAACUGGGCAAAAAACUGCACUGCUGUUACAGGCCUGAAGGCAGGAAUUUUGCAUUUAUACUGGCCGGGGGCUUUCUAAGGACUGCUGGAGGACUUUGGCAUCAGCGCCAUUCCUGCUUUUUGUUUUCCUUCUGCUCCUCCACGUGUAGCGGCCUGCCACCUACCGCUAGCUCUGCCUCUCGUGGAUUACGCCUGCUGUAAGCAGUCGCGGCCUAUUUUCAUUUUUUUACCCCGAAGCACCUUUUGAAUUGAGCUUCUAAAUAGUGUUCUGUAAUGGCGGAUCAGCAGCAGUUUAGCCUGAAGAUGACCCUGCUGUAGUAGGAGGAAGAUGACAAAGAAGAGACUCUCACAGGGUCUUGUACAAGGGUGGCGUGGUGUUAAUAACCCCAGCCCCUGGCUUGGCGCUACAUUAAGAUGGUGUGAUCAGUUUAAGAGUUGCUGCAGCGUGAACGUGUCGACACGUCUUGGCUGAAACAGCUUUUUAAAAGAAAUCAAUAAAUGAACGUUUGCUACAAGAAACACAGCCAGCUUAGCUUCACCCCACUGGCGUCACUUGACUAAUCACCCGUUUGUGCUGCUGGUAAUAAGAGGUGGUGGGCUCAGGACAAGCCAGAUUUUCACGUUAAGCUUUAUCUGAAUGGGUUUUUCAGUUUUUCACAUUUCUAGUCCUUUUGUAACGGCCGGGUAUGCAGGAGUAGAUCUUGAGGCCUCAAUCGCUCUUAUUGCUCUUCUAGAAAUGUGCAAUUUUGUGCUUUGGCUUCCUUAAGUAAAAGUGACAAGUGGCUGAGGGAUGUGGAUGGACCACUUGGCUCAUAUUUGUCAUUGAUUCUGACAAAUGUAAACUGAAAUGUGAAAAUAAUUUAAUAUUUUUUACACUGAAAAUCAAAAAUAAAGUGCAUUUUGAAAACA
Molecule: messenger RNA, 3112 nt
Organism: Polypterus senegalus (gray bichir)
Lineage: Eukaryota; Metazoa; Chordata; Cladistia; Polypteriformes; Polypteridae
Gene: tpp1
Product: tripeptidyl peptidase I
Exons: 13
Coding region: 94-1788 (564 amino acids)
Biological process (GO): central nervous system development; proteolysis
Molecular function (GO): serine-type endopeptidase activity; tripeptidyl-peptidase activity
Source: RefSeq, a predicted model, not a curated record